CAGUCCAUAACGGCCCUGCCAUGAUUCGACAAUUGUUCGAGAGCUCACUCACGCCCUCUUGCUCCUCGACAUCAUCAUCGUCCUUCCUGCAAUUCGACCCGGAGCAACCCACCGUCUCCUCUACCUCUCCGAAGCUAUCGUUGCCCGAUAACCGCCCAAGAUGUCUGACGAGGAGCGCGAAACCAAGCCUUUCAAGUUCGUCACUGCUGGUGUCGAUGCCCGAUUCCCCAACCAAAACCAGACCAAGCACUGCUGGCAGAACUACGUCGACUACCACAAGUGCAUCAACGCUAAGGGCGAGGACUUUGCCCCUUGCCGCCAGUUCUUCCUUGCCUACCGAUCCCUAUGCCCUAGUGGAUGGUAUCAGCGGUGGGAUGACCAGCGAGGUUCGUGCAGACCCGCGCUAGUUAUAUGGGCUAUGACAGGACUGACCGAUUAUAUCGCAGAAGCUGGAAACUUCCCGGUGAAGCUCGAUGCCUAAGUUAUACACGAAGACUGAGGGGUGGCGCUACCAAUAAACAGGAGAGGCUGGGACAACCUCACGAUGUAGAAUUAGGUCUUGGGUCCAGCCAGCAAUUAGACAUGUUGCCAAUCAUGU
This is a messenger RNA of Xylaria bambusicola, 598 nucleotides long. Its product is annotated as cytochrome c oxidase polypeptide vib-like protein. The record is from RefSeq and is a predicted model, not a curated record. Lineage: Eukaryota; Fungi; Ascomycota; Sordariomycetes; Xylariales; Xylariaceae. The transcript has 3 exons. Gene Ontology annotation, cellular component: respiratory chain complex IV; mitochondrion. Bases 161 to 481 code for a protein of 106 amino acids.